AUGUCAAUUUUCAAGAGCAUCAGUCGUGCUACUAUGAUUGGCAGCCUUGCUGCAUUAAGUUGUGCUCCUGCAAUUCGUCGCCGUCUUUCAAUUGUAUCUAUUCACUCUAUCUUUCCAGCGACAUUAUAUCGAUUCCAACUCCAACGCGAAUCCGGACUCUACGAUAAGAGGCUGCAGGCAUAUGAUGCAGAAGUUGAGGACGCUCUGGAGAUCGCAGAUGAUGGAAUGGUUUAUCCAGGAAUUACCAAUACAGUUUCGAAUGGAGCCCUCUUCAUGCCAAAUACACACUUCAUGCAAGAAUUAAGUCGGAUGUCCUACGACUACCAUAUGGACGCCGCGGAAGGUGGCCAACACUCCGCUGAUCUACACUACUUAUGUAUACCAAAAGGCAAGACACCUGAUGUUCGGGACUUGUAUUCCCGAUGCUUUGACACUCUUGCGUGA
Histoplasma mississippiense is the source of this 444-nucleotide messenger RNA. RefSeq lists its product with no specific name. The record is from RefSeq and is a predicted model, not a curated record. Bases 1 to 444 code for a protein of 147 amino acids. NCBI's taxonomy places the organism in Eukaryota, Fungi, Ascomycota, Eurotiomycetes, Onygenales, Ajellomycetaceae. The transcript has 3 exons.